UUGUAACCUAGCGGAGCAGCGGCACAUAGCAAGCUGGCUCUAUAGUAGCUGUGUCUGUGAGUAAGAGGCGCAUCGCUGGAGCGUUAUCUGGAUAAAUGAAUUACAACCGAAAGCGUUUUAAACAGUAACCAAACUGAGGAAUCCGGAGACUCUUGGCCAGGAGGGACGCAAUGACAGAUGGUUGUUUUAGUCUCUUCUGGUUGGGUUGACUGGCCUUGGGGAUUGCAGUGAGUUGCCAGUGGAAGAUGUGUACGCCGGUGGACGGAUCCUGCUUGCUGUGUGUGAGCCUCUCUGGCCGCUCCUCCCUCCCUGCCCGGCUCUGAGAUGUUGUCAGGCAGUUGGCGGAAGGCUGCAGUCCCCCCAGCGGGCUCCAGGGGCAGCAGCGUGCUGGUGGAGGCUCAGUAUGACUACGAGUACCGCGCCACGGACGGCAAGAUGGUGUCGAUCCGCGAGGGCGAGCGUUUUGUGCUCCUGUGCAAGUCCACUGAGGACUGGUGGCAGGUGCGACGCCUGGGGGACCCCCCCAAAGCGAAGCCCUUCUAUGUGCCUGCUACCUACGUGACUGAGGUGGCUUCCACGGUCAAACUGGUGCCACGCACUACCCUCUCCCCCUGCUCACAGAGCCACUGCACAGGUUCUAAAGCAUUCUGCCGUUCCAUGGAGGAUCUGAACUCCAACAGCACGUUCCGUAGCGGUGGUGGGGCUCGCUUCCCCACCCUGCCCCUUCAAGACCCCCACACGGGGCACCAGGGGGGCUCCUUCCUGCUGCUCCCCUCAAGAAGCGAUGCCCCCAUAACUCGCAGCAGGAGCUCCAGCGUGCUGCCCCAGAACCCCUACCGGGAGGUGACGGAACAGGGGCCCUGCCAGCCCAAGCAGAAGUCCUACUCUCAGGGAGAUAUUCUAAAUGAAGAACCAUCACAGAAACACAUCCUGGAGCUGGUGACUCAGUCCUACAUCCCGCGCCAUUCCCUGCAGGAAUCCCCUCUCUACAGUAACCAGGAGAAGUUGAAACGCAUGCAGACCCUGCCUCCCAGCCCCACACAGCGCCCCCUGCAGGUCCUGGAUCUCUGGGAGCAGCACAUGGACCCUGCCUCAGGACGCUGCUUCUACGUGAACAGCGUGACCCGCGAGCGGUCCUGGAAACCGCCGCGCCGAGCCCGAGACAGAACAUCGGCCCGGAAUUCAUCUGAAGCCAGUCCAGGGAGCUACAUAUACAGUGUGCAUGAUGGCGACUCAGCCUGGGAACUGAUGCAGAAUAUCCAGCGCACUGCCUCCAUUGACGGGCUCAAUACAGCUCCUUUCAGUCCCAGCCAGGCCCAGAUCAGAAACAGCAGCAUUCUCCACAAUGCAGACAGACUCAGCCACGCCAGAUCCAUGAUCCUGACUGAGCUGAGCAACAAGGUGAUCCAUCACCGGCGCAAUAUGUCCUAUCACAUCCCGAGCAGAGGCAUGGAGUUGUCCUCUCCAAACGGCUCUGCUGACAGCUCUGAGAGCAGCACUCCAGAACUUGAAAAAUGUGGCUUGCUGAACAAAACCAAAAUAGCAGAAGGAGGGAGAAAGUUGAGGAAGAACUGGAACCCCUCCUGGGUGGUGCUGGUGGGAAACAGCUUGAUGUUCUUCAAGGAUCCCAAAUCACAGACCCUCCAGAGCUGGAAGCCGGGGAACAGUAAGCCGGAGAGCAGCGUGGAUCUGAGAGGAGCCCAGCUGCGCUGGGCCAACGACAUGUCCAGCAAGAAGAACGUCUUUCGACUCCGGACAGUGACGGGCAAUGAGUUUCUGCUGCAGUCUGACACAGACUCUGUGACCAGGGAGUGGUUCAACACCAUCCACGAUGUCAUCGAGAAGCUGGACCGGGAUAACCCUCUGGACAAUGUCCUGCUCUACUCUCUGCGCCGCUCAGGAAGCAUGGAGAUGCUUGAUGGGAGUGGAGACGAGGAGGAGGAGGAGGAAGAGGGGCGAUCGGGAAGGAAGUCCUCCUUGCCACGCUCGACCUCCAACGUAGAGAACUCUGAGAAGAAGAGAGUGAAGAGUCGCUUGAGAAAGCUGAUUCAGAAGAGGCCUCCCCUGCAGACGCUGCAAGAGAAGGGGCUUAUUAAAGAUCAAGUGUUCGGCUGUCGCCUGGAUGCUCUGUGCGAGCGGGAAAAGACCACGGUGCCCAAGUUUGUGCGUCUGUGCGUCGAGGCUGUGGAGAGGAGAGGCCUCGAGACAGAUGGCAUCUAUCGAGUGAGUGGAAAUCUGUCCGUCAUUCAGAGACUGAGGUUCAUCGUCGAUCACGAGAGAGCCGUGACAACCGAUGGCCGUUAUUUAUUCCCUGAAGAGCUGGUUCAAGAGGAGAAGCUGAACCUGGAUCACAGUCAGUGGGAGGAUAUCCACGUCAUCACUGGGGCUCUCAAGUUGUUUUUCCGGGAGCUGCCUGAGCCCCUGGUCCCCUACAGCUUCUUUGACGAGUUUGUGGAGACUGUCAAAAUGUCUGACAACGCAGAGAAAGUGGCCAAGCUGAAACUGUUGGUGGAGAAUCUGCCCCCGGCUAACCAUGAUACCAUGAAGUACAUGUUCAGACACCUCAAAAGGGUGAAUGAGCGAUCGGAUUUGAACCGCAUGUCCCCUCAAAACAUCAGCAUUGUCUUCGGUCCCACCCUGAUGAGACCCGAAAAGGAUUUCGCCAACAUCGCCAUCAACAUGGUCUACCAGAACCAGGUGGUGGAGGACAUCCUGAGCGAAUGUGACACCAUCUUCGGGCAGGGCAGAGACUACCUCUGACCUUCCACAAGCUUACCUGAACACUGCACUCGACUGAGCCAGGGGGCAUCUGAAACUGCUUCAAAAGAAUCUAUUCACCAACGACCAGAGGCAUCAGAAACACAGCGGCUAUACUAUUGGGGUACCCAUCCCAAUACUGUCGGGUGGUGGGGGAGAAAUACCUCAAUGGAUUUCUUUGGGAGGAAAACUCCUGAUCUUUAUUGUGUAAUGUAUAUAAAGGCUACAUCUUCCUUUGUCAGGAUGGGCAAGACUUUACUGUAUGGGUGGAUGCUAUCCCAGACUGCCAUUCUGAAGACUUUGCUACAAUACAAUUUACCUGAGGGAAUAAUAAGCUGAUAAUCCAUUGAGGGAAUUGUCAUGCAUUCCUCCAGAACUCUUGUCACGUCGAAUCAGUGCCAUCCUAGCUGUGGUCCUACAUUCUAUUGACAGUGUUAUCCAGCUCCUGUAUGGUACUAUAUUUAAAUGUUACUAAUUCCUCUGGAUGUUGGUUGGCGCUUUUUUUGUUAAAAACAAAUUAACUUUUGAACUGAGUUAAUAAGACGUCAAAAAAUGCCAAUGAAGGCUGCUUUGUAGUCAUUUCUGCCACUGAAUUUUUAUUUAUUUUCCCCCCCCAGAGGCAACCUACAUUUUAUUUUAAAGAAAAGCUACUUGACUUUUAGAAACAGAACAAGCAUAUAGACUCUUGUUUAUAACCCUGAUUCAUCUAUUUUCAGUACGCUGCAGCCCUAUUCUGUUGAACAGGAUGAUGAAGACCCCAGCAAUUUUAUAAGUUGCUAACAAUAUAGUCAGGACACUGGUGGAAUGAAAAUUAAGUAAAUACUUGCUUAUACCUAUUUCUUUGAAGCACUGGAGAAUACAGCAUCUCUUACUGUAGACAAUUAUAUUUUUUUGUAUUAUGAAUUGUGUGGCAUUAGUUUGCCAGUAUUGCAAAGUCUGUUUUUGCAUGCUUUGGUCUUUGCUAAGGAAGGAACGCAGGCUUCAUGACCAGGCUGUUACACCUGGAAUAUUGUCCAGCAUGUAUCAAGUAUCCUUUUAAACCAAUGCUAAUCAAGCAUUUUGAAUCUCAUUGUCUUGCCUCGUAUGAGCUCCAUUGUCACUUAUUCCUGUGUUCUGAUUGGCUGCUGGCAUUCCAAAGCCAUACGGGUACAAGCAGCGGUUCAGACCUCUCUUCAUGUCAUGCAUUAAGAUCAUAGUGCAUCUUGGUCAACAGGUUUUUAAAGUGAAAUUCACCACCAGUACAGAGCUUCAGGCCACAGAUAUAAAUCUUUUCUCCUAAUUAUUCGUCCGUCUAACGCUUAAGAAAAUAAACAAUCAUACACGUUUUAAAUGUCAAUCAAUCUCCUUCUCGGGUGGUACAAUUUGGCCACACUCCUUCACUCGUGGAGAGAAGAGUGAGCUUGACCUGCAUAACAGGAAGUAGUGUUGAAGCACCCGCAUGCAACUUUUAAAACCAUUUUCCAAACCAUUUUCAGGUGUUGCUUAGCACUCCUAGAAUCACAUGCUACAGUGCCCAUACAUUCCAAUAUGAAGUUCUACUGAACAUUUACAAUUAGUUUCAAUUGUGUCAUAAAACAAAGUUCCCAGCAGGGAAAAGCACCUUGCAUUCAGUAUUGACGGUAAAUAAAAUCAUAAAGGAAGUGACUAACAAUAUUAACACAACAAUAAUUGUUUUGAGUAGGGGUGUAUCACUGAUGGGCAGUAAAUAUUGGUCAGUAACAUUGUCUGUAUCCGGUCCGCAGUGUGGUGUUCCAGUUCCCCCGAGCUAGCUGCAAAAUCUGCCAAUUAAAAAUCUAGACCAUAUUCCAAACAAUUUGCACGCGCAAGGAAAAGCCUAAUGAAGUGUCGUCCUUCCUUAUUCUUGGAAAUGGCUAACCCCAGUGUCGUUCUCCUGCAAUGACAAAGUAAAUGGCUGUAUUGCUUUUAUUGGGAUCAGGAGGUAAAUAUUGACCCUGCGUUAUCUCUACUGUCACAGAUCUCCAAGAAUCUGCUGGAUGAAAACACACACUUUUUGUUUACACAGUUGAAUUCUAAUAUGCCACGUGAAGCUAUGAAUAUAAAAAUGUAGGCUAGCUACAGCUGUCAGAAUAAUUUCUGGUGCCACUGUAUAAUUACCACAUUCUCAGGGUGUUUUUCACCUUACUGUUUCUUUGCUUAUUAAAUUUAAUAUUCACUUAGUCUGUAAAUAGUGAUUGAUUUUAACUGUAUAGUGUUUUUUACAUGCAAAUACCUAUCUAAAAAGCGUGCUUUACUUUUUAAACCUUUUUAUUAUUUUUUUUAGGCUAGUUCUUUUUGUUUUGAACAGUAUCGGCCAAAACAAAAAUGCAUUUGGAGAAUUAUGAUUUUUUUUUUUUUUUUUAAAGAACCCAAAAGGCAGCUAUAGCUGGUUAACCAAGUCAAAAGUGAAUUACUGGUGACCUAAACUCUUUUGAUGGUCUGAACAGACCUCAUUUCUGAAUGCAGUAAUGGUAAUAAGAGGCAUAAUAUAGGAAUAAAGAGCGGUGAUAUAUGGAUCCGCCACUGUUUAGAUCAUUAAAAUUGAUCACCUAGACUAUAAAGGUUUUCAGUUCAACACUUACUAAGAGUCAACUUAACGUUCUUUCUCUGCAACUAGCAAACUGAUUAAAAAAAAACUUUAGGAAAGAUUACAUGAACGUAUGUUUUGAGAUGCAUGUAACUUCAGAAAUUCUUUUUUUGAUAAUGAUAAUGGCAAACACAGUGCAUGUUCCAGAACCCUUGCGGCUUCGUAACUUUAUAUUGUGGGUUGGCUGAAGGGGAAGAAUAUAUACAUAUAUAUAUUUAUUUUAUUUUUUCCCCCAAAAAAAAAUUUCUGGAGAGCAUUUUGCGUUUGCGAAGUCACGAGUUCAUCAAAUGGAAAAUAUAUGCUUUUUGUUCGGUUAACUAAUCGAGAUAUCUCGCAAUUAAAAUGUCUGUAGAAAGUUAGACCGCUGACGCCACCACUGAAGCACAGCUUGUGUUUAAUUUGGUUGUAAAUAACCAUUAUGCCGAUGUCUGUUUUCCAAUGAAAUGUGGAGAAGAUUUUUUUUUUUUGUAGUUUUGGGGGGAUUUCCUACUGCAUUUAAAAACAAUAAAUUAUUCUUGAAUUAAA
Messenger RNA from Acipenser ruthenus (sterlet), 5866 nucleotides. RefSeq names its product rho GTPase-activating protein 15. The coding region runs from base 325 to 2760 and encodes 811 amino acids. Lineage: Eukaryota; Metazoa; Chordata; Actinopteri; Acipenseriformes; Acipenseridae. Gene Ontology annotation, biological process: regulation of GTPase activity; signal transduction. The record is from RefSeq and is a predicted model, not a curated record. Gene Ontology annotation, cellular component: cytoplasm. Gene Ontology annotation, molecular function: protein binding; phospholipid binding. The transcript has 20 exons.